Messenger RNA from Funneliformis caledonium, 348 nucleotides. Lineage: Eukaryota; Fungi; Glomeromycota; Glomeromycetes; Glomerales; Glomeraceae. The record is from the annotation of a GenBank genome assembly.
AUGAAUUCAGAAUUAUUAGAAAAUGAAAUAUAUUAUAAUGAAAACGAUGAACUCUGUUUAAAUUGUGGUAGUCUUUAUACACAUGUAGAGGAAGAUAAUGGAUUUAUUCGGUAUGAUGAGGUUGUCGCUCUAAAAUGUUUGCAUGAUUCAGAAGAUAUUAAUGAGAGUUUUUUAAAUGAGGUUGGAUAUUAUCCAGUCGAAUUUCAAGAUAAAGGAUUGGAAAUAAAGGAUGAAAUUUUAGAUCAAGUAAAAGUUUAUGAUGAAUAUUUAUCAAAACUAGCUGCUGAUAAACAAAAACAACGUCUAAACAAUUCACAAGCUAUAUAUACUAGUAGAAUACUUAGGUAA